This is a messenger RNA of Anoplopoma fimbria (sablefish), 5958 nucleotides long. RefSeq names its product mucin-2. Gene Ontology annotation, biological process: positive regulation of actin filament bundle assembly. NCBI's taxonomy places the organism in Eukaryota, Metazoa, Chordata, Actinopteri, Perciformes, Anoplopomatidae. The transcript has 3 exons. Gene Ontology annotation, cellular component: nucleus; Z disc; actin cytoskeleton. The record is from RefSeq and is a predicted model, not a curated record. Bases 578 to 4015 code for a protein of 1145 amino acids. Gene Ontology annotation, molecular function: actin binding.
ACGAAAAGCAUGUUUUGGUGACCAAAAUAGCAGAGGAAGAAAAGCAACGUCUGGGAAAGAAGAACAAGGAGUAUUAGAGGGAUGCAAAUAGAGAAGACCGGACUGUUUCUCAGCCCUCUUUGCCAGAAUUCCAACAGAGCACAACAAACUUGUGCAAUUUUUGUGGCAGUUGUCCAUGGGAACUCAUCCAAGGCGCAUCUGAGCUGACCCUCCUGGGAGGUCCCGUUAGUUCGAGAAUAAUACUUCAUGAGUAAGAGCACACUUUUUCCGUCAAAUUCUGGCUGACUACAGGACAACAUGUGGAAGGAUUAUUGCUGAAAGUGGAGCCACGACCGGAAGCAGCAACUUGGAAAGCUGAGCUACUCCUUUCCCUUGUCCCUUUUUGUGUGUGUUCUUGCAUUUCAAAACAUAUUCACUGCCUGCCAGCGAGGACUAAAACUUCCAUCUCCACAACUGCACCGACAGUUUCCUCUCAUCAGGAAAGAAGAUUGAGCUGACUGGAACGAAACACGCAGACAUCCCCCUGUGGAGGGCUUUUGCUUCUGCUGCGAGAAGAAACGUUUUACCUUGAGUAGCGAUGGAAAUGGAGAAGGGACAUACUUCUAUCAGGAGGGGAGUGAGCUGGAGUCCAGGAGGAUUGAGAAAACCUCUCCAGGCAACACACAACACACACACUCCUGGGACAGAGUGCAAUGCAUCAUGGGAGACAGCAGGAUUCAACAAAGAACAGAUGAGCCGGAAAACAAAUCUGACCAGGAGCGCCAGUUUAUCAGAGAAGGAGCUAAAGGAGGCUCGCGUCAGGAGUCAGAUCAUCGCUGCUCAGCUCAACGUCCCAUCCAACUCCAGCUCCAGAGGCGUGCAGCUCUUCAACCGGCGCAAACAGAGGGUCAGCGCCUUCACGCUCGAAAGCUGUGGAGAGGGGUCACGGGGGGACAAAGCUGAGAAUGUGAUAACAGACCCUUCAUCUAACAAAAUAACAUGGGCAGAGAGAAGCUCUGAAGAAAAGGAUAGAGACCUGAACUUUAAGAAUAGCUCUACCAAGCCUCUCUCGUCACCACCUGUGAGUGUACAUUCAGUGGGUGAUAUCAUGGAGGAGCCAGGUAAGGAAUUUCACAAGGGAGACGACAUGGAGGUAAUUGUUAUCCAAGAGAGACAUUUCCUCCCUGUCAAGGAAGAGCAGGAGGAAGAGGAAGAGGCAAGAGAUCAAAUCCAUGAGAUUCCCCCUGGAAGUAAUAAUACUGAUCCAGCUCUGAUGGGACAUGAUGGAGGGGAGGCAGACACACAUGGGGGCCACACGGGGCCAGCUCCCCCCGGAAAGCUUCAUAAUGGCUGUCAGAGUACCUCUGGAACUGAGAGGGUGUCUGUGCCCACAUCCAAGCAGACAAGCACCAUCAUCAAUCGAACUGCCAGGCCCUUUUUCUCACCGCUGACGGUGCAGUCCCCAGAGGCGCUCAGCCCUGUCAUGGGCAUCCCCCCUCCUCCUUCCUAUGCCACUCCUCCUCUCCCUGCUUUCUCUGCCCCUCAACCUUCUGCGUUCUCACCUCCACCUCCACCUCCGCCUCCGUCAUAUCCCACGCCUCCUCUUCCUUCCUUUACAAACCAACCUCCCCAGACCUACUACUCCGGUCCACCUCCGAUGUCUCCUGUUAUGUCUCCUUCCUUCAAUGCACCACCCCAGCUCCCCGUGUCUUCUGUGUCUCAGUACCCACCCAUGCCCCAUUAUGGCCCUCCCACGGCCCCAAAGCCCUCCACCUUCGUUCCUCAGCCUGCUGGAGAGAGGAAGCCGAUAACACCAAUCAAAACAGGAAUACUUGAGGAGGGUGCUGCUAGAAGGGGAAAUAGGAAGUCAAUGUUCACAUUCAAAGAGAAGACAGUGGUAGCUCCGAACCCUGAGCUGCUCUCUCUCGUACAAGGGGUGGAUGAAAGGAAGAAGCAUGGACAUAGAUCUGUGCCUGAGCCAGCAUCCGAAGAAGAGUUGCUGGCGCUGGGGGCGGAGGCAUCCAACUUCCUCGCCAAGGAAGAGGACAGGGUCGAGGAGGCGAGAGCUCCGGAAUGGGCUUCCUGCCUCAAGACCUCCAGGACCCGUCCAAGGGAAGAGCACAGGCCAGAGCAGACCCUCACCAAUGUAUCAGGAAAGGGGGCUGAGCUGUUUGUCAAGCGUCAGUCCAGGAUGGAGAAAUACGUCGUUGAGAAGCAAAAUGCAGGACAAAUGAGGUCUCCUUCUCCCACGAUGUCUCUGCCACCAUCUUGGGUGUACCCAUCAAACAUGCCCGGCAGGGUCAAGGCCAUCGCUAAAAACUCUGACAUGAGCGCUCAGCUUUCAGAGAACCUAAAAGCCGAACAAGCAGUCAAGCCAAAACCAAGGCAAAAAGCUCCAGCACCAGAGCCAAUUCCAGAGCCCCCUCCUUUGGAAAAUGGUUGCUCCCAGAUAGAGAUGGACCUGUCAAGGCACCGACCCUACCAGCUUUCCUCGUCCCUCUUCAUCCUUAACCCAGUCAAAGACCCCCUUAGUGCCCUACCCAAAGGAGCACCACAGUCCAAGAACCUGAUGUCUACCCAGUCUUUCUCUAGAAAGGCUUCCUUACCAAAUAACCCUCCUUCUCACUUCAGUGCCCAGUGUAUGUCUCGACAGCUGCCUCUCAGCCCCACAAGAGGCGGAGCAGAAUAUCGUCCAGAUCCGGCCUACGGGGAGCCGAGGAUCAGCUCUCCUAUGGCGGCCUUUUCUCCAGAGCGAGUGUCCUCUCCUCGGUCAGGGGUCCAGGCGCCGAGGCCCACGUUUUCUGCCAAGAAGGCAGGGAUCGCGCCACAGACACCAAAAGAUUCCUCCCAAGUGGAAACCCCAAGUGAGACUCCCACGCCCACCAGGAUGCCCAGCCUCAACAGAAGUUUCAGCAGCCCGGAUGGCCCCGCCGCUGGGACCUGGACUCCCAGCCUCCAAACUGAUCGGCCCUCCAACACCAUCUUUAGCCGACAAGUCACUUCCCCUGUAUCCUCUGCCAGGGGUACAAGAUGCCAAUCCCCUAUGGCCAGUCAGAAUAUCCAGUUAUCCACUGUUAGCUCCACUUCAACAUCCAGACCCUCUCAAACAUCUACAGCCACCUCUCCACGCUCUCCUCCUUGGGGUUCAAGAUGUCAAUCCCCGAUGGUGAGCCAGAACAGCCAGUCCUCCCAUGCUGGUUUCAGACCCUCCCAAACAUCUACAACUACUUCCCCUCUUUCUCCUCCUUGGGGUUCAAGAUGCCAUUCCCCAAUGGUAAGCCAGCAUACCCAGUCCUCCACUGUCACUUCAAUGUCCACAUCCAGACCCUCCCAAACAAUUACAGCUACAUCCCAACGCUCUCCUCCUUGGGGAUCAAGAUGCCAGUCCCCUAUGGUGAGCCAAAGUACCCAGUCUUCCACCAUUUCCUUUGUCCCUACUUCCAGACCAACCCAAACAUCUACAGCCACAUGUCCUGUCUCUCCUCCUUGGGGCUCACGUUCCCAGUCACCUGCACUUUCUCAGACCAGUUUGUCCUUCCAGGCCACUAAACCUCUGUACACCUCCUCUGCCACCUCUCCCGUUCCCCCACCCAAAGACAGUCGCUGCAUGUCCCCCAAUGUUAAUAACCCAGACUCUAAAGCCAACCACCGCCUCCUGGCUAAGAACAUAAUCAAUGCAGCCAAACGUAAAAACAGCCCCUCCCCUGGAGCACUGGGCGGUCACAGCCUCCCCAUCUCACCUCUGGGAAAUUCCCACCAUGGCUACGACUGUCACAAACCACCCAUCAGCCCUUUCCAGUCGCGGGGAUAUGGUGCCCAGUCCCCUACCUUCACCAGCCCACCUCCAACCCCAUCACAGAGGAUCUGCUCCCCUGUGAGGCUCUACAACACUCGCUCCCUCACCGACUCUGAUGCCUCUGUUGAGUCUGAGGAUUCGGGCCUCCGAUCACCUGGCUUGCACUCCUACAACACCUGUCCCCGAGGCUGGGGCAGUAGCCUGAGGGUGAAGAGGAGCUCCGUCUCCACUGACCUGUGAGGGUGUUACAGGAAGACAAUCAAAGCAUGAUUUCAGUUUUCAUAGACUUUUGGGGCAUUGGGAUCAACCAGUUAGAGAGAUUCUGAUGGCAUUUCAUCAGACUAAGAGAAGAUGCCUUUCUGUAACGUUGAAAAACUGAUCCUGAACAAUGGUAAAUGUUGUAUCAAGGUAGUAACAGUAUUUUAUAUGACUCACUUUCAUAGCAAGGACUGACAAGAACAAGCUUCUGACAUAACGCAGUUGCUGUGGCUUGUACGCUUUUUUAAUACCAAAAAAGAACAAAAAAUACAGCAAACAAAUAUAAUUGAAUUCACUUCAGUUAAUGUUAUACUUUCUACACUUGCACAACAAAUAUACACUCAUAGCCGCUGUUCAAGUUAAAUGGCUUUUAAGUUAAUCAGUUUUUAAUGUUAUCAAUGAAUAAUAAUUAUGUUUGCUGGUCUGAUGCAAGUCAAAAUGGGAAGAGACCUUAAAAGUAGGGCAUAGAAGACACAUAUUGAAUGAGUAAUGAGUACAUAUAUAGCUCAUUGGACUGUGCAGUACUUUGUGUAAAGCAUUCUUAUUGCAUUAGAAAGGGAUCAAGUUUAACCAUACAAUGAGUAAUGAUUUAGAUUAUACUGGGUAAAAUGAGUUUCCAUCACACAUGCUAUCUACAUUAUCAUACAGGGUCACAGUAUUCACUACGGUUUAUUAUCCAUUUUAAUCAAUUUCAAAUAAAUCCUAUGCAUUAUUAUAUCAGUGCAAUAAUCAAAACAAUAAACAGCGUUUGUUUGUACGUAUGUUAUAUGUUACUUUAUGUACUGCGUUUGCUAAAAUGAAUGUAAGCUGAAUAGACAGAUUGAAAGAGAACGACGAGGGGACAAGGAGAUGAAUAGUUAAGUGAAGGUUUGAUGAGGCAUUGACGCACCUGUUCAACCAAACACUGUUCCCAUGAUUCAGGAGGAGAUUUCAAAGGGUUUUGCGCUAAUGUUUAAACAUUGCUGAUGAACAAUUCAAUGAACAAAUAUUAGCUGUCAACGUGCAAAUGUAAUGGCAUAUUGAUUGUAAUAUUCAUAUUGGAGAACAACGUUUGCAUGCCAAAGGUUUGUGGCUUUUGCAGAGCACCUGUAAUGUCUUUCGUGAGGAACAAAUUAACAUAUUUUGUGUCUGUACAGGCACAAAAAAAACCUUGGAUGAGGUUCAGGAGCAAAUGUGUAUGCCAGAGAAGGUACAACAAAGCGUUGUUUAAAAAAGGUUAGAAGUAUGUUGUAUGAUGUGAGAUAUUAAUUUAGGUGUGGGAAAAGGAUAAGAUCAAUGGAUUGUAUUUUAAAUACAUACAUAUCUCUUUUAAAUACAUUCUCUUUAACUUCUGAAGUUUCUUUUUAUACUUGAUUUGCACUUAUGUUCAUUCCAUUUCAAUGGCUAAAUAGGCAUUGUUUAAAACUUGACUUGCUCGAACGUAUCAUUCAAAAAUAGAACCAGCAAAUAAAUAACAAUGAGUACAUUCUUGCGCAAAUAAAUACAUUUACUUGAUGGUGGAAAUUAUAGCUUUAAACCCUGACUUCACACCACAUCUGGCUUUCUUUUCACACCAUUUGCAUCUUUCCCAGUCCUGAACCAGCACACACAACAGAUCAUUCCUUCACUCCCUGACACGAAGGUCAAAAGCCUCAGCACAUUUCUAAAUAUUUACUUCUGUCUGUCUGUUGAGUGACAGGGACACCUGCUACAGGGGGACCUGGCUCCUUCAGCAGGUUUAAGCCUAUUACUGUCAUGGAUUGGUUUCAACUUGGGUCACCUCUGGACAAACUGCACGGCGCUGACAUCCUCAAACACCGAAAAAAUAUCAUUGUACUUUUUUUAGAUGGGGGAUGAUUGUUUUUUUGUUUUUUCAAUACUGCAAUUUUGUCUCUCAUUUCAAAACUGUAUGAUGUCUGAAAAUUAAUGCAUAAUAAAAAGUGAAC